Molecule: messenger RNA, 1440 nt
Organism: Fragaria vesca subsp. vesca
Lineage: Eukaryota; Viridiplantae; Streptophyta; Magnoliopsida; Rosales; Rosaceae
Exons: 7
Coding region: 339-1343 (334 amino acids)
Cellular component (GO): Golgi apparatus
Molecular function (GO): antiporter activity; UDP-xylose transmembrane transporter activity
Source: RefSeq, a predicted model, not a curated record
GCAUACAUUCUCAUACAAGCCACGACCUUUCUCUAUCUCUCUCUUUCUCCCUCUCACUCUAUCUGAGUUUUGUUCUCUCAAUCCAAUCCCAUCUCCAGUCUCUGAAGCCUGCGUUUUGUAGCAAAAACUUGCUGCAGUUCUGGUGAUUUAGCUUCAUGGAGUUGUAGCUAGUAGCCGUACGUAUUGAUACGUACAUUCGGUCAUCGAGUUUCACUGAAGGAUUUCAUCUCUUUCUCUGCGAUCAUAUACGGUGAAGAUCUUUGCAAAGCUUCAGGGCUUGUAAACUGCCGGUAGAGAUUUCUGGUUUCUCUGAAAGGUAGCAAUACAUAUCAUUGGAGAUGGGAGAAAUGACCGGCUUCCAAUUGGGCGUUAUUGGUGCACUGUUUCUUUCAGUGGCAUCAUCUGUCUCCAUUGUUAUAUGCAACAAAGCCUUGAUGAGCAAUCUUGGCUUCCCGUUUGCGACUACACUUACCAGUUGGCAUCUCAUGGUAACUUUCUGCACACUUCAUGUGGCAAAUCGUCUCAAUUUCUUCGAGAGCAAAUCAAUUGACAUGAAGACUGUCAUGCUCUUUGGCAUUCUAAAUGGUGUUUCAAUUGGACUGCUCAAUUUGAGUCUGGGAUUCAAUUCUGUUGGGUUCUACCAGAUGACCAAGCUUGCAAUCAUACCAUUUACUGUGUUAGUAGAGACUAUUUUCCUUAAAAAGCAAUUCAGCCAGCAGAUAAAGUUUUCUCUCUUCCUAUUACUAGUCGGAGUUGGCAUUGCCUCUGUGACAGACCUCCAGCUCAAUUUUGUUGGAACAGUUCUCUCGCUUCUAGCCAUCAUCACAACCUGUGUUGGCCAAAUUCUAACAAACACAAUACAGAAGAGGCUCAAUGUUUCUUCUACUCAACUGCUCUACCACUCGGCACCUUUUCAAGCAGCUAUCCUUUUCGUCUCCGGACCUGUGGUCGAUCAGUUCCUCACCAAGCAAAGUGUCUUUUCCCACAAAUACUCCCCCAUAGUCCUGGUAUUCAUCAUACUCUCUUGCCUAAUAGCUGUGUCUGUGAACUUUAGUACCUUUUUGGUGAUUGGCAAAACAUCACCAGUGACAUAUCAAGUGCUAGGGCACCUCAAGACAUGCCUUGUUCUAGGGUUCGGCUAUACAUUACUACAUGACCCUUUCACUGAGAGGAACAUAAUCGGAAUUCUGGUGGCCAUUUUCGGGAUGGGACUGUAUUCAUAUUUCUGUGCACAGGAGAACAAAAAGAAACAAGCAGCUGACGUUAAGGAUGGUGCUCCACUUUUGAGUCAGGAUAAAGAUAGCCAUGAGGUUAAGAAAUUAACCAAGAACUCUCUUGUUUGAGUGAUUGAUAUAUAGGAGUUUCUUUUACACUCUUUAAGUUUUAAGUCCCCUAAGAAAUUUUGUUGGGUGUAAAUGUUCUUUAUGCAUUCUUUGGUUG